Chrysochloris asiatica (Cape golden mole) is the source of this 752-nucleotide messenger RNA. It is a transcript of the gene RGS16, whose product is annotated as regulator of G-protein signaling 16. The coding region runs from base 37 to 645 and encodes 202 amino acids. The transcript has 5 exons. Lineage: Eukaryota; Metazoa; Chordata; Mammalia; Afrosoricida; Chrysochloridae. The record is from RefSeq and is a predicted model, not a curated record.
GUUCUUCUCACGACGUGCUGCCCUUCGCCCACAGCCAUGUGCCGGACCCUGUCUACCUUCCCCACCACCUGCUUGGAGAGAGCAAAGGAGUUCAAGACACGUCUGGGGAUCUUGCUUCACAAAUCCGAGUUGGGCUCCAAUACUGGGAAUGCUGGCAAAUUGGAGUGGGGCAGUAAACACAGCAAAGAGAGCAAAAACUUCUCUGAAGAUGUGCUUGGGUGGAAAGAGUCUUUCGACUUGCUGCUGAGCAGUAAAAAUGGAGUGGCUGCCUUCCAUACAUUCCUGAAGACGGAGUUCAGCGAGGAGAACCUGGAGUUCUGGCUGGCCUGUGAGGAGUUCAAGAAGAUCCGUUCGGCUACCAAGCUGGCUUCCAGGGCUCACAGGAUCUUUGAGGAGUUCAUUUGCAGUGAAGCUCCUAAAGAGGUGAACAUAGACCAUGAAACCAGGGAGCUCACAAGAACAAACCUGCAGGCUGCCACAGCCACAUGCUUUGAUUUGGCUCAGGGGAAGACUCGUAUCCUGAUGGAGAAGGAUUCCUACCCACGCUUCCUCAAGUCCCCUGCUUACCGGGACCUGGCCGCCCAAGCCACAGCCUCCUCAGCCUCCCCGUGCAACUGCAGCCUGGCAGAACCUUUAUGCACCUGAGCCUCCAUGGCAGCGAGGAAGCCAGCCGGGAAGAGAGGUGAACUCACCUGUCCCUGAGACUGCAGGCCCUAGGUGGGAGGUCGGUUCUGCAAAGCAAAUGCCAGAGG